Molecule: messenger RNA, 1679 nt
Organism: Gallus gallus (chicken)
Lineage: Eukaryota; Metazoa; Chordata; Aves; Galliformes; Phasianidae
Gene: VSTM2L
Product: V-set and transmembrane domain containing 2 like
Exons: 4
Coding region: 655-1188 (177 amino acids)
Source: RefSeq, a predicted model, not a curated record
CCGUUCCCUCGGCCUCCGCCGCCGGGCGCGGUGCAGCCCCGUCUGCAUCCCGAGCGCCGCCGCGCGCAUCCCCGUGCGCCGCCGCACGCCCCUCGCAGCCGGAGCGCCGUCUCCCCUCGAGGCUCCUUCCAUCCCCUCCCGUUCUCCGUCCCCGCGGAUCCGCCGGAGGAGCGGCCGGAGGACGGCGCCGGGAUCUCCGCGGGAUCGCGGCAUCACGGAGGCGGGCGCUGCCCCGCGCCGCGGGGGGCUCGGAGCCGACCCGACCGCGGAUGCUCGGGACCGUCGGGGAUCCCUCCCCGCCCCGGGAGCCGCUGGUGGGGCCGGGCCGGGGCCGGAGCCGGCGCUGGGGGGGGGAUCCGUCCCCUCUGCGCGGGGUGAAGGCGAAGGGCUGCGGCCCGUGGGGUGGGUGAGGUGGGUGAGCGGCACGCGGGUCCCGCAGCGCACCCCUCAGAAAUUCAGCAAUCGGUAAAAGAAAAAGGAUGAAAUGGUGUCCGCGAAAGAAAAGGGACCGAGGAGGGGGACGCGGAGGUGGGUGCGCACCUCGGAGCCCCGUUACGGCUUUGGGCUGCGAGCGGUUCCGCAGCGACUCCCUUAAUCACAACAGCAACCUUUAUUAACGAUACUGAAAAGCGGCGAGGAAGUGGGUCACGGAUAAUGAGCCAUCCGUGUUCAGGAGGUGAAUACCAAUUCGCGCUGUUCACGGAGAUGCCGCACGACGUGACGGCGCAGGCGGGUGAGGACGUGGAGAUGGCGUGCUCCUUCCGCGGCAGCGGCUCCCCGUCGUACUCCCUGGAGAUCCAGUGGUGGUACGUCCGCACCCACAAGGACUGGACGGACAAACAGACGUGGGCUUCUGGCCAGCAGCUAAAAGCAUCACAGCAGGAGGAGGCUGGGAAGGACGCAACAAAAAUCAGUGUGGUGAAGGUGGUCGGCAGCAACAUCUCGCACAAACUGCGGCUGUCGCGGGUGAAGCCGGCGGAUGAGGGCACCUACGAGUGCCGCGUGAUCGACGCCAGCGAGGGCACGGCGCGGCAGCACAAGGUGAAGGCGUAUCUGCGCGUGGAGGCGGCGCGCGGCGCCGGGCACCCCCAGGACACGCAGCCGCCCGGCCCGCAUCCGCACCACCACCAGCAUAAGGCCGGCAGGGAGCUCAGGAAGCGCGCGGCCGACACCUCCUGCACGCUGUAGGACUGCCGCUGCCCCACGGACUGACCUCCACGCUGGGGUCCCCCCCACCCCGCCCCGCCCCGGUUUGCCCCCUCCCGGCUUCGCGCCCCUGGGAACCCCCCCUGCUCCCCUUUGUGCUUUGCCGAGCGGACCGCCCCCCCCCCACCCGCACCCCCUGUAGGAGGCCCCGUUUAGUUGCUUUGUUCCCUUUCGCCCCACUUUGCAGCCCAUCUCUCAUCACAGCUGCCAUUUUAGGGACUGUAUAUAUUGCCUCUCCCCUGCUUGCCCCACAGCCGCCCCAGCGUGCCGAGGCUCGAGCCCAGUGCAGGAAGGAUGGUGCGGGGUGGGGGGGGGGGGUCUCACUGCCACCCCACUGCCCGCACCCUGGGACCCCACCAUGGGGCACUGCCGCUGGGGAGGGGGCUGCGGAGGGGAGAGGGCCUGGGGCCCUAUUGCCCUCACUCCCCCCUCCCAGCCUGCACCACCUGCAGCUAAUAAAGCUCCUUAACGAA